Messenger RNA from Solanum stenotomum, 528 nucleotides. RefSeq lists its product as uncharacterized. The coding region runs from base 1 to 528 and encodes 175 amino acids. Lineage: Eukaryota; Viridiplantae; Streptophyta; Magnoliopsida; Solanales; Solanaceae. The record is from RefSeq and is a predicted model, not a curated record. The transcript has a single exon.
AUGUCUGAUCAAAAGCCUUUGCUUAGCCUUAAGAAGACAUUCUUUUACAAUUUCUUUCCAUCAAAAGCUGAAGAAGAAGCUUGCAAACUUAACAACAUUCCAUAUGUAGUGACUCGAGAACUGAUUGAGAUAAGAGACAUAUACCCUCCCCCAAAAAUCAAUUUGGAAAACCCCUGGCAAAUAAAGAAAAAGAUUACCCGUGACGAGGUUAUUGUAGGAAAGCUGAUGAUUCCAUUUUUCGAGACGUUUGAGUACAUUCUUCGAUAUUGGACGUUGGAUGCAGCCAAAAUUUUGGUGAACGGGUGCGAUGUUCCUGUUGGCGUUUGGGAUGUGACGGAGGAGAAUAACCCUAAGAAGUAUGAUCGUGGAAGUGUUUUCUUAAGGAAAUUGCACAAUGAUGACUUUUAUCUUUCGUGCAUCAAAUUGUUCAACAAUCGCGGAUUAAGUGUUGGUGAUGAAAUUGGACUUUAUUGGGAUCCUAGAUCUUCAAAUUUAAUCUUCAAAUUACUUUCUCAGGUUCAUGCUUAG